Paramecium octaurelia is the source of this 468-nucleotide messenger RNA. The record is from the annotation of a GenBank genome assembly. Lineage: Eukaryota; Ciliophora; Oligohymenophorea; Peniculida; Parameciidae.
AUGAGAUUGUUUUUGCUCAUUGGAUGUAUUCUAUCCUUUGGAUUUAGUUACCUAAUUAAGAGUGAAAUGGGAAUAAUGUGGGAGCCUAAUAUAGAUGCAGUUAUUAAAUAGAUGAAGGAGAUGUAAGCUUAUUAUCGAUAAUAUCCAAACUAUGACGUGGCAAUGGAUAAGUAAGGACUUCUUCAUGCGUACAUUUAACUGCUUAUAGAAAAACAGGAUGAGAUUGUUAAUGCGCAUAAAUUAAAAUCGUUAAUCAAUUAUUUUGAGAGCUAAUUUUUAGAGAUUCACAAUAAAUACUCUGAUAAUCAAAUUCCCGAUGAUAAGUUUGGACCAGCUAAAUGGGAAUUUGAUUACUAAUACUAUUUACAAUUUAUUUAUUGGCCAAUAGGUUUUGUUUUAGGGUUGUUUUUGAUAAAUUUGAUUUAUUACUGCGUUGCAGAUUAUUGUUUAAAGAGGAAAACAGAAUGA